Fukomys damarensis (Damara mole-rat) is the source of this 4895-nucleotide messenger RNA. RefSeq names its product adenylate cyclase type 5. Bases 50 to 2881 code for a protein of 943 amino acids. Gene Ontology annotation, biological process: adenylate cyclase-activating G protein-coupled receptor signaling pathway; cAMP biosynthetic process; adenylate cyclase-inhibiting G protein-coupled receptor signaling pathway. Gene Ontology annotation, molecular function: adenylate cyclase activity. Lineage: Eukaryota; Metazoa; Chordata; Mammalia; Rodentia; Bathyergidae. The transcript is spliced from 21 exons. Gene Ontology annotation, cellular component: plasma membrane. The record is from RefSeq and is a predicted model, not a curated record.
CUACGCGCUCAUCGCUGUGGUGCUGGCCGUCCAGGUCGUGGGCCUGCUGAUGCCGCAGCCGCGCAGCGCCUCCGAGGGCAUCUGGUGGACCGUUUUCUUCAUUUACACCAUCUACACGCUGCUUCCCGUGCGCAUGCGGGCCGCGGUACUCAGCGGGGUGCUCCUGUCUGCGCUGCACCUGGCCAUCGCCCUGCGCACCAAUGCUCAGGACCAGUUCCUGCUCAAGCAGCUUGUCUCCAAUGUCCUCAUUUUCUCCUGCACCAACAUUGUGGGUGUCUGCACCCACUACCCGGCUGAGGUGUCCCAGAGACAGGCCUUCCAGGAGACCCGGGAGUGCAUCCAGGCACGGCUCCACUCGCAGCGGGAGAACCAGCAGCAGGAGCGGCUUCUGCUGUCAGUCCUACCCCGUCAUGUUGCCAUGGAGAUGAAAGCAGACAUCAAUGCCAAGCAGGAAGAUAUGAUGUUCCACAAGAUUUACAUCCAGAAGCAUGACAACGUGAGCAUCCUGUUUGCUGACAUCGAGGGCUUCACCAGCCUGGCAUCCCAGUGCACUGCCCAGGAACUAGUCAUGACCCUCAACGAGCUCUUUGCCCGCUUUGACAAGCUGGCUGCGGAGAAUCACUGUUUACGCAUUAAGAUCCUGGGGGAUUGUUACUACUGCGUCUCAGGGCUGCCUGAGGCCAGGGCUGACCACGCCCACUGCUGUGUGGAGAUGGGCAUGGACAUGAUCGAGGCCAUCUCGUUGGUCCGGGAGGUGACGGGGGUGAACGUGAACAUGCGUGUGGGAAUUCACAGCGGGCGAGUACACUGCGGUGUCCUUGGUCUCAGGAAGUGGCAAUUCGACGUCUGGUCUAACGACGUCACGCUGGCCAACCACAUGGAGGCCGGGGGCAAGGCGGGACGCAUUCACAUCACCAAGGCCACACUCAACUACCUGAAUGGGGACUACGAGGUGGAGCCAGGCUGUGGGGGCGAGCGCAACGCCUACCUCAAGGAGCACAGCAUUGAGACCUUCCUCAUUCUGCGCUGCACCCAGAAGCGGAAAGAAGAGAAGGCCAUGAUCGCCAAGAUGAACCGCCAGAGAACCAACUCCAUUGGGCACAACCCGCCCCACUGGGGGGCCGAGCGCCCCUUCUACAACCACCUAGGCGGCAACCAGGUGUCCAAGGAGAUGAAGCGGAUGGGCUUUGAAGACCCCAAAGACAAGAAUGCCCAGGAGAGUGUGAACCCUGAGGAUGAAGUGGACGAGUUCCUGGGCCGGGCCAUUGAUGCCAGGAGCAUCGACCGGCUGCGGUCCGAGCAUGUCCGCAAGUUCCUCCUGACCUUCCGGGAGCCUGACUUAGAGAAGAAGUACUCUAAGCAGGUGGACGACCGCUUUGGUGCCUAUGUGGCUUGUGCCUCGCUCGUCUUCCUGUUCAUCUGCUUUGUCCAGAUCACCAUCGUGCCCCACUCCAUGUUCAUGCUGAGUUUCUACCUGACCUGUUUCCUGCUGCUGGCCUUGGUGGUGUUUGUGUCUGUGAUCUACUCCUGUGUGAAGCUCUUCCCCAGCCCCCUGCAGACCCUCUCCAGGAAGAUCGUGCGGUCCAAGAUGAACAGCACUCUGGUCGGGGUGUUCACCAUUACCUUGGUGUUCUUGUCAUCUUUUGUCAACAUGUUCACCUGCAAUGCCAAGGACCUGGUGGGCUGCCUGGCGGAGGAGCACAAUGUCAGUGCCAGCCAGGUCAACGCGUGCCAUGUGGCAGAGUCGGCCUUCAACUACAGCCUGGGCGACGAGCAGGGCUUCUGUGGCAGCCUCUGGCCCAACUGCAAUUUCCCCGAGUACUUCACCUACAGCGUGCUGCUCAGCCUUCUGGCCUGCUCCGUGUUCCUGCAGAUCAGCUGCAUCGGGAAGCUGGUGCUCAUGCUGGCCAUCGAGCUCAUCUACGUGCUGGUCAUUGAGGUGCCGGGUGUCACUCUCUUUGACAACGCUGACCUGCUGGUCACCUCCAACGCCAUAGACUUCAGCAACAAUGGGACCUCCCAGUGCCCUGAGCAUGCGACCAAGGUGGCGCUGAAGGUGGUGACACCCAUCAUCAUCUCGGUCUUUGUGCUGGCCCUGUACCUGCAUGCCCAGCAGGUGGAAUCCACUGCCCGCCUCGACUUCCUCUGGAAACUGCAGGCCACAGAGGAGAAGGAGGAGAUGGAAGAGCUGCAGGCCUACAACCGGCGGCUGCUGCAUAACAUCUUGCCUAAGGAUGUGGCUGCCCACUUCCUGGCUCGUGAGCGGCGCAACGAUGAGCUGUACUACCAGUCUUGCGAGUGUGUGGCUGUCAUGUUUGCCUCCAUUGCCAACUUCUCUGAGUUCUAUGUGGAGCUGGAGGCCAACAACGAGGGUGUUGAGUGCCUGCGGCUGCUUAAUGAGAUCAUCGCCGACUUUGAUGAGAUCAUCAGCGAGGAUAGGUUCAGGCAGCUGGAGAAGAUCAAGACUAUUGGCAGCACCUACAUGGCUGCCUCAGGCCUCAACGACUCCACCUACGACAAGGUGGGCAAGACCCACAUCAAAGCCCUGGCUGACUUUGCCAUGAAGCUGAUGGACCAGAUGAAGUACAUCAACGAGCACUCCUUCAACAACUUCCAGAUGAAGAUUGGGCUUAACAUCGGCCCCGUUGUAGCCGGAGUGAUUGGGGCUCGCAAGCCUCAGUACGACAUCUGGGGCAAUACAGUGAACGUGGCGAGCCGCAUGGACAGCACUGGUGUGCCUGACCGCAUCCAGGUCACCACGGACAUGUACCAGGUGCUGGCUGCAAACACGUACCAGCUGGAGUGCCGGGGCGUGGUCAAGGUGAAGGGCAAAGGUGAAAUGAUGACUUACUUCCUCAACGGAGGCCCCCCGCUCAGUUAGCAGCUGCCAGUGGUGGUGCCACAGCCUGGGCUGCACAGAGAGGGAAAUGGCUUCUUUUGCUCCACGUGGACAGGCAGGAAGCCUGCACUCGGCCACACUGCCGUGCUGGUGAGAUUUCCACCUGACUCAGAAGCAGCCUCUGCCUUUGCUGGUGGGCAUGGCCUCUGGCCCAGGCCCCAGUGCCAGCGUCCUGCGAGCACCAAGCUGACCAAAGAUGUUUGCCCUGCAGAAGACUCUGCUGGACUCAGCUGAACCUUGUUUUCUGACAGGUGCUGCCACUGCACAGGGGAGGGGCACUGCUGGAACCCAGCACGCGGCAGCAGGCCUGAGGAGGCCACAGCCUGGAUGGUGGGGGCAGGCUCAAUGUUGGCCUGGGGUACCAGGGACCCCCAAGGGUCUGCUGCUCCAUGUGAGCCUAUAGGCUUCAGACAGAGGCUGCACCCCUUCUCCCCGGUGGUGCUCUGGGGCAGGAGUGCUGGCUGUGGAGGGGCCUGGGCCUUCACCUCCACACACAGACAGCACCCUGUGAGGGAAAUGGGACCGAUUGUGAGGGGGAGACAGGAGGAUGUCAAGCGAGGAGUGGGGGCUCUAGGAAAAGGAAAUAUUUAUUAAAUAAAACACGUUUUCUGUGCCCUUCUUUAGACUAUGCUAGUUGUAUUCGUGUAAGAGACACAAGCAAAACAGGAUGCCACGGGGGAGGGAGGGCAGGGGUCCCAACUUGUCUUUUUUGUAUUUUUUAUUUUGUAUUAUUGAAAGCCUUGGAGAUCUAACAGAUAUACCAAAUUCUAUAUUUUGUAAAUUCUCUAUAUUAGAAAACAGCUGUGCACAGCGGGGCGUGUGUGUGCAUUUGUACUGUACGUCUGUCGAUGUGUGCGCUGGUGUACAUGUGCGUGUGUUCAUGCUGCAGACCUGCUCUCCUGCAGACUGUUUCCCUCAUUUCAGACUUGGCAGAUUUGGUUUCCCCCGGUACAGCUAGAGCAGGGCUGUGUCUUUUGGGGUUCCACACAUUCAGAUGGAGGAAUGACAAUGCAGAGAUACAUUACUCCAUCUCUAACACACAUGCACACGCGCACACAUCCCACUUCCCCUGAGUAAAAUGCAAACAGAAUAAAAAGAAAACAGAGCUUCUUUUCCACCCCAGGCUGCGUUGGAAGCAAGGGCCACAGCCUCACCCUGAGUGGUCAGCAUGACUUGUUUUGUCUGCCUUUUGUUUUAAUGGGGAGGAGGUAGCCAAAGAUACUGAGGAAAGCAAACCCAUUUUUAUCCCUUCGAGGGAGGCAUUGGAAAAACGAUGCGCUUCAUAGAGGUGCAUUUAAUGCAGCUUCCACAGGGCCUGUGCCCAGAUCUGUUCAGUUUCUCAGGGCAGAAUUUUUCUCCCCUCCCACACAAGUGUGGGGCAGGGGCAGUGGCAGAACUAGAUCAGCUGCUGAAAUGUGCUGUCGAUGUCCACCCGUGUCCCCUCACCUCUGAACACAGCUCUGAGAAGCAAAACUGUGGGCCCCAAACUGCCAACCCUGAGACUGUUCCAUGCUUUUGCUCCUCCACUUUUUUUUUUUUUACUUGUACCGGGGAUUGAAUUUAGGACCUUGCACUUGCACUUGCGAGGCAGGCGGUGGAACUGUUGAGCUACAUUCCCCGGCCCUCCUCCACCCUUUGAGCCCUGCCUUGGCCUCUUGCCUCUGCUGUAGGGGCCAGCUUCCUCCACCUUGUUCUUGAGUCCCUGCCUCCAUCUGGCCCUUUGAUGGUGCUGGGUGUUCGUUUCGCUUCCAACCUGAGUAGAGUGUGUAUGCUGUGUUCAUCCUGUGCUCCUGUUGGUCACGGCCUGUGGGCCCUCCCCAUCUCAGCAGUGACUGGUGACAGCGUGCAGUGCUAGCUCUGCGUUCCCUCUAAGGGUGUGCACUCUUUUUAUUCCUGCUCUUGCAAAAAUGGAUACAAUUAUGAUUUCCCAUGGAAAUUGAAAAGUCUAUUUAAAUAAUUUAACUAUUAAACACUUUCACUGGUAAUGUAUUCUUGU